Acanthamoeba castellanii str. Neff is the source of this 1194-nucleotide messenger RNA. Its product is annotated as metal cation transporter, ZIP subfamily protein. Gene Ontology annotation, biological process: zinc ion transmembrane transport. Bases 1 to 1194 code for a protein of 397 amino acids. The record is from RefSeq and is a predicted model, not a curated record. The transcript has 7 exons. Gene Ontology annotation, cellular component: membrane. Lineage: Eukaryota; Discosea; Longamoebia; Acanthamoebidae. Gene Ontology annotation, molecular function: zinc ion transmembrane transporter activity.
AUGGAGAUUCUGUGGUGGAAGGUGAUCAGUAUCUUCGUGAUGAUGUUGCUGGUGUGGUUUGGCGGAUUUCUGCCCACCCAAUUGCACGCCCUGGCCGAGGACAAGCGGCAGUUCGCACUCGGCCUCGGUAAUGCGUUCUCCGGUGGCGUGUUCCUAUGCGUGGGACUCGUGCAUCUGCUGCCCGAGGCUGCCGAGCAGAUCGAACAUCUCAAUUACAAAUUCAAUGAGACCAUGCCGAUUGCCUACGUGAUUGCGAUGGGCGGCUUCCUUCUCAUCUUCUGGAUCGAGAAGAUUCUCCUGUCCUCUUCCGAUCCAGAGGAGCAUCGCGCGAUUGCAGCAAUUCAGUCCAAGGCCGCAGCCAAAGACAUGGCCGUGGACGUCAUCGUGAUUCCACGUCAGAUCAUCCCGCACUACCACGAGCGUAAGCGAGCACGCACCUUGACUCUCUCGGGCAGCUCCACCUCGAGCGUGGCCGAGUCGUCUUCUCUCCUCCGCAGCCGUCCGUUUGAAGACGAGAUCGACAGCAAGUCCCGUUCACAGCCCAUCGUGACCGUCCGCGACAUGCCCUUCACUGUUAACGAGGCCGCCCAGUUUGACAAGAAGACCUGGAAGAUGAUGGAGAAGCAGUUCAAGAAACAGGAGAAGGUGGCACACGAGCACGAGCACAAGAAGCUUGUCGCCGAGACGGCCGAUGGGCACCACCAUCACCACAUCAACGUGUCGACUUCGUACCCUCUGGUGCCCUACAUCCUCGCGCUCGUGCUUUCUGUUCACUCGGUGAUCGAAGGCAUGGCCCUCGGCAUCGGCACCAACGCCGAACAGACGGUGAUCCUCAUCAUCGCCCUCGCCUCGCACAAGUGGAUCGAAGCCUUUGCGUUCAGCACCAGCUUCGUGAAGGAGGGUGUGCCCGUCCGACGGUGGAUCGGCAUCCUCCUCAUGUAUUCGCUCAUGACCCCGCUGGGUAUCACCGGAGGCAUCUUUCUCUCCGACUACCUCUCCGGCGACAACGCCAUCCUCGCCGAGGCCAUCAUGGAAUCGCUGGCGGCCGGCUCGUUCCUGUACGUCUCGCUGGUGGACAUCAUCUGCGAGGAGUUCAACGAGCCCGGACCCCGACGGAAGAGGUAUCCGCUGUUCGCGUCCAUGCUGCUGGGCAUUGCCCUCAUCAUUGGCGUCCUCUUCUGGAACGAGCUGUGA